Colletotrichum spaethianum is the source of this 1779-nucleotide messenger RNA. RefSeq names its product protein FMP42. The coding region runs from base 1 to 1779 and encodes 592 amino acids. The record is from RefSeq and is a predicted model, not a curated record. Gene Ontology annotation, biological process: transmembrane transport. Gene Ontology annotation, molecular function: transmembrane transporter activity. NCBI's taxonomy places the organism in Eukaryota, Fungi, Ascomycota, Sordariomycetes, Glomerellales, Glomerellaceae. Gene Ontology annotation, cellular component: fungal-type vacuole membrane. The transcript has 3 exons.
AUGUCGCUCGCUCAGCAUGUCACUCAGGCCGAAGGCUUUGAUUAUGAGCGCCCUGCAAAGCAGGUCGGACACGACAAUAGUGAGGCCGUCUGUGGCACACUUCAGCCGGGAGCGAUAGACAUAAACAACGACGAUCCACAAUGGCGGCGUUUGAGUUUCGCCCCCCUAAAGACAGACCACGUAGAGAAGCCAAUCGCAGCGUACAAGGUCUCGAACGCGAAGCGAUGGGUGCAGGUAGCAACCGGAAUUGUGACUUGUUGGCUCGCUUCGGGCAUUGUUUUCGGUUUCGCCGCUCUCAAGCCUGUUCUAAUCUCUGAAGGAGUAUACAGCGAGCUAUGCGAUGCCAAUGACCCGAAUUCACUUGAAGAUGGCGAGUACAUCCCAUGCGUCGAGCAGGACCUACGUCUGAACCUAUUCUUCAUCGUUGCAUCCGUUACGACGAACGUUUCUUCUCUGUUGGCUGGUUCCGUUCUUGAUCGCUACGGCAGGCGGGUUUGUUGGAUCGUGUCAUCCAUCUGCCUCGCCAUCGGCUGCGUCUUGAUGGCUGCUUCGCACAACUUCACCAGCUUUGAUGGAUACUUCCUCGGCAACAUUUUUCUUGCCCUGGGUGGUACCUUUGUAUUCGUGUCCAGCUUCCAGCUCGCCAACGCAUUCCCCAAGUACAGCGGGCUUAUCAUCGCACUGGUUACGGGUGCGUUUGAUGCGUCUGCCGCUGUAUUCCUCCUCUAUCGCAUGGUCUACGAAGCGACAGACGGAAACCUUUCACUUGAAAAGUUCUUUUACGCAUACAUUUCCAUUCCUGCUCUAAUCCUUAUCGCUGAGCUUACGUACAUGCCGGUUCGUUCUUAUCACACUACCCCUCAGCUAGAGCAAAAGAUCGAACGAGCUCAAGACGAGACGCGCGAUUGUCACGAAUCGGACGAGGAAAUCGAGGACGCCAGAGAGCUUCGGAGGAUUCGAAACGCUCGAGCAGAUCGCCGGUUGGCCAAAUUAGACCAGAUUGAGGAGGUUGCUGGCGAUGCUGGGCAACGUGAAGAGCGCGUCAAGGUCAAUGAAGAGCGUCAGGAAGCGAGCGGUGUGUGGGGCGUUUUGCAUGGUGUUCCGGCUCAUAAGCAAAUGCAGAGCCCAUGGUUCAUUCUCAUUCUGCUUCUCACCAUUGUGCAGAUGCUGAGAAUGAACUACUUUAUUGCCACAAUUCGGGCCCAGUACCGGUUUAUGUUGGGCUCUGAGGCCGAUGCCGAUGCUAUCAACCGCUUCUUCGAUGUUGCUCUACCAAUCGGUGGUUUAGUAUCUACUCCAUUUAUUGGCAUCCUACUUAACAACCUCAGCGUGCCCAUAACGUUCGGGGUCUUGACCGUCCUGAUUGUUGCUAUUGGGGCUCUCAAUUGUCUCCCCUUUGGCUGGGCAGGAUACACCACGGUCGUCCUCUUCGUCAUAUUCAGACCUCUCUACUAUUCGGCUAUAUCUGAUUACGCAACGAAAGUCUUCAGUUUCGAAACCUUUGGGCGCAUUUACGGCACCAUAGUCUGUGUGUCCGGCCUAAUUAACUUUUCUCAAUCCGGUCUUGAUGCACUUACACAUGGUCCUCUACAUGGCGACCCAACACCAGUCAAUAUCACGCUCGGAGGUGCGGGCGCCAUUAUUGGAGUCGCUCUUACCGUGUUUGUUGCCAUCAAGGGCCGCACGUUUGUCAAGAAGGAGAAGCCCGCAUUGGACGCCACCGAAGAACGGCAAAGACUCUUGUCGUCCGUAGGGCAGGAUUAUGGUAGUCGAGAGUGA